This is a messenger RNA of Carassius auratus (goldfish), 2856 nucleotides long. Its product is annotated as RNA-binding Raly-like protein. Gene Ontology annotation, molecular function: RNA binding. The coding region runs from base 96 to 935 and encodes 279 amino acids. Lineage: Eukaryota; Metazoa; Chordata; Actinopteri; Cypriniformes; Cyprinidae. The record is from RefSeq and is a predicted model, not a curated record. The transcript is spliced from 14 exons. Gene Ontology annotation, cellular component: nucleus.
CUGAGAUCUGAGCGAUCCAGAAGCGCAGCGCUCUGCACUCGCUCUCUCGCAUCUCAUCUGAUGCUCGGAUUCUGUGAUUGGACAUCCUGAGAAGGAUGACUGGGAAAACUCAAACCAGCAAUAUAACAAACAAGACAGAUCCUCGCUCGCUGAAUUCCAGAGUGUUCAUUGGUAACCUCAACACUGCUGUGGUCAAGAAAACUGACAUUGAGCUCAUUUUUGCCAAGUAUGGCAAGAUUACGGGCUGCUCUGUGCACAAGGGCUUUGCUUUCGUCCAGUAUGCCUGCGAGAGGAACGCUCGAUCGGCUGUGGCUGGUGAGAACAGCAGGGUGCUGGCCGGACAGACCUUAGACAUUAACAUGGCUGGAGAACCACGUCCUUACAGGCCAAAAGUGGGAUCCAAGCGACCUUUCUCCUUAUACAGUGGCUAUGAAUAUCAUUAUGAUUUCUACAGGGAUGAUUUCUAUACCAGGAUUUUUGACAUUCAUGGGAGAUUAGCACCGUCCCCUCGGGCUGUGAUACCUAUCAAGCAUUCCCGUUUGGUUGCGCUCUCAACACGCAGGACAAAAAACUCUUUCCAGCCAAAGAUUUCCACCUGCUCUUCUUAUCUAAAAACGAUGUCGUCAGGUUCCUUAUGCUCUAUGGUGAAAUCCGAUCAGCUCCUGACAAUCAAGCAAGAACUGUCCCAGAUAAAGAUUAAGAUCGACUCCUUGCUGGGAAGGCUAGAGAAGAUUGAACAGAAGCAGUUAGCAGAAGCAGAAGCCAACAGGAAGCACGAGAAGGCCUAUCAAUCUCUCUAUAGAGAGACAGAAGAGGAUGUGGAUCAGGAACAUCUGGAUGCGGGGUCUUGGGAAGUGACUGAUGAUGGUGAUGAUGGAAAUGACAGGGCUAAUGGUGAACUGAUAGAAAACCACAUAUCUGAUGUAGACAACUGAGCAAGGACUGGGACCAGCACUCCUAUCAAGUUUACUGUUUUUGGAAGAUAUCCAGUCAGAAUUCCCUUUCAUGUCGAUUUAUUUAUUUGUUUGUAUGUAUUUUUUUUUUUAUUCAUUCAACUGGUCAUACUUUUACAUACAUAUGUAUAGUCAGACAAAACAAAAAGAUGAAACUAUAACUUAAUAUGUAAAAUAAUUAAUGUAUAUUAUUUAGAAAAUGUGAUAAACGCUGUGUCAUGGUCAUAAAGGUUUACAAAUAAUUGGAGAAUUUGAAUUUUUGGACAUUAUAAUUAUCUACAUAUUUAAAUAAACUGUAUUAAAUGCACAUUUAUGUAUAAGUAAACUAUCAUAAAAUUAUCUGUCUCACCCAUUAUUAGGAUUAUAAGCUACUUUUACAUCUCUAUCUCUUUUAAACUUUUAUUGUAGUUUAUAACUCAUCUAAAAAAUGUGGUAAAAUAAUUUGUAUGUGUUUAAUAUUGUGUGGUGCAUUUGUGAAAUAAAAUCUGGCAGACAUCAAUUGUUAGCAGGGUUUAGAUUUUUGGGUAUUUAACGCUGACUUUAUUUGUGCAUUCAUGUAAGCCAGUUGAAAACACAAAACACUCACUAGGCAGCUCACCUAGUUUCUGUUGGUUAAUGUCCCAGUUCAGUUCAGCUGAGCUCAUGAAGCUGAAACAAAAGCUCUAAAGUUACUAAGGACCCUGCCGGAAGUAGGAAUCAUUUAGCGGGACUUUUAAUUUGAAUUUCAGCAGCGGUAAAAAUGUAACGGAAAUCUUUUUAAUCCUUCACAAGCAGUUAAAGUUUAGCACACAUUAUUUUAUAUAUAUGAUUUUUAGCUAAUGGACGAUGAAGUUAUCGUUAAAACUGGCUUGUUUUUAACACAUUUUGGGAUUCAAGUUGCUAAAUGUUACGUGAUAAGACUGGGCUAAGUUUACAUCACUUGUUUUGUUGUCAAGUGCUGAAACUUGUCUAAAACGUUGCCUUAAUUCCCAUCAUCUGACUUUAAAUACCCGAUUUAACAGUUAUUUCUAUGAAGCAUAAUAGUAGCAGCAGUGUAAAUAAACGUCAAGGUGUGUGAGAAUGUAACAGGUUAUGUUGUGGCUAAUGUAACGUUAUCCAAUCAUCGACUGUUGUUGGGACCCAUUCGGUCAUGUAACGUUAAAGAUAUUUCAAGUCUACUAGAGGUCCCACUGAAUCCCAGUAUUUCAUCCCUGAAUCUUCACUUUAACCGUCUCACUAAGUUUGAGGUGUUGACGACAGCAUGGCACAUAAAACAGCUGGACAUGUCAUCACAUCUGUCAAAUAGAGGGACUUGCUUCCCUGUCCUCACCUGUAACUUAAUCACCAAAGUAUAAGACAGAAGCAGAGGUCCACAAAGCUGGUUGUUGGCCCCUGUAGGACAUCAGUCCAGAGCUCUGGGUCUGUUGAAACUUUAGAGUCAGUAAAAAAGGACCCUAAAAUCCCCCCCAAAAAGUCCAGCUCAAUCUAAAAAGGAAACCUACAGGGCAAUUGUAGAAGAACGAGACCAGGACCAGGCGCUGGAAGACAGAAGGCUGCAAAGAGACUUUUUUUAACAGAUCAAGAACCUGCAGACCUGAGCCAUAGAGGAAAAGAACUUGCAAAGUUUGGCCUUACACACCACAGACAGGUAAAGGAGGGAUUCGAUCAGGUAUCUGCUGAACUAGAAGUCUCAGCCAGUCUCAGCAGAAGGAGAAGCAGUCAGCCUCACCAGUGCAAGAGCUCACAGCUAUGGUGAAAGAACAGAAAACAUGCAUUUCUAAGCUCCUCAUAUCCAAACUACAGUGGAAGCCAUUGCUGAGUUUAAGGUGCUCCUGGUGGAAGAGGAAGUGUGCCAGCUGCUUGAGGAAACUGAGAGUAAUAAAAGGGUAAUGGAGGAGAAAAUGAGAUGCCUCACACAAGUGCU